AUGGUGCGGUUUCCUUGGCGAAGAUCGCGGGAAGAAAUAGCCAGGGAGGAAAUAAAGCAUGCAUUAAAGGCUUUGCGAAAGCGACUUUGGGUUGAAGAAGGCGCUAAUGCUCCGGCCUAUAUCGCUCUAUCGAAGCCUCUAGUUUCUCAGGUCCUAUUUUUGAUGUAUCAUUACUUUGCUGCAACUGAGAUAUAUAAUGCGAUCCGUGUCUUUAUUGCUGCAUAUGUUUGGAUGACUGGAUUUGGCAACUUUUCCUACUAUUACAUUAGAAAAGAUUUUAGUCUUGCACGUUUUACUCAGGUGAAUUAUUUUUUUUUAUUUCAUUUCCAUUUAAUGUGGUAUACCGAUCCGGCAAAGCCAGAUCUCUCUCAGCUGCAUGAGUGGCAUUUAAGAUCUGGACUUGAUCGUUAUAUAUGGAUCAUUGGAAUGAUAUAUGCAUAUUGUCAUCCAAAUAUUGAGAAGUGGAUGGAAAGCUUGGAGGAAACAGAAACCAAGAAGAGAGUUUCAAUCAAAGGGAUUGUAGUUGCUAUUUCCGUAUUUGUUGGUUAUUUAUGGUUCGAGUACAUUUACAAGCUCGACAAGGUUUCAUAUAACAAGCUCCAUCCCUACACCUCAUGGAUCCCUAUAACGGUUUAUAUAAGUUUGCGGAACUUCACCCAGCAGUUCCGAAAUUUCUCCAUAUGAAUUGUCUAACCCUUAAAAAGGCUCAAACAUCAGGAUCAUUUAUUCUUCUAAUUUUUUUAACGUUAUACUUUUG
This is a messenger RNA of Humulus lupulus (European hop), 757 nucleotides long. RefSeq names its product protein REDUCED WALL ACETYLATION 4-like. Gene Ontology annotation, molecular function: acetyltransferase activity. The record is from RefSeq and is a predicted model, not a curated record. Gene Ontology annotation, cellular component: Golgi apparatus. Gene Ontology annotation, biological process: xylan biosynthetic process; plant-type secondary cell wall biogenesis; xyloglucan metabolic process. Lineage: Eukaryota; Viridiplantae; Streptophyta; Magnoliopsida; Rosales; Cannabaceae. The transcript has 7 exons. Bases 1 to 684 code for a protein of 227 amino acids.